UAGCAGUGCAUUCCUGAAUGGCUGAUAUGUUAGCCUUCCAUAAAUUUGGGUGGGGUGUAACCUGAUCGUAUAACAUGUCCCUAGUUCUAAACGUGAAUGACAAAACAGCGUGAUCGCUGUUCACUAACGGUGGUAGAAUAUUUAGGUCGACAAUAUCCUUAGUAUCAUGAGUGAUUACCAAGUCCAACAGAGAAGAACCUUGGUUAACACCAAAACGUGUGGGUUUGGAUACAUGCUGCACUAGUGCAUGCUCCAUUAUUGUUAUCAGGAACCUACUAUCAAAGAAGUUUAUAGAUCAUUCCGUAGUCAUCUCAGUCCAACUAAUAUUGUCAAGCAUCUGGUAUUUGCACUCCAAAGAUGAAUGUGCUCUAAAAUAAAGUCAUCAGCUAAGCAGAUCGGGCUGCAAUAGAUGACACCGAGCAUAAAUGUACUACAUCUGAUAGCCAAUUUACAGUUAAUGACUUCACAAGUACCGCUACCGUGGGAUUCGCUAGCAGAGGAGCGAAUAUUUAUACUAUUAGGUAUAUAUGACAGGGCGCCACCUCGUUUUCUACAUCUAUGUCUAUCACUCCUGAAGUAAUGGUAUCCAGAUAAUUCUGGAGUAGUGUCUUAGUCAUGAACUAACCAAGUUUCUGUCACUGCUACAAUGAGUGGCUUUAAUCUGUGCAUUGAUGUUUCUAGCUCAUUUUUUAGACUACGAGCGUUGGUAUAUAAAACUUCUAAGUAGAACGGCCUAUCCACACAGGCCUUGAUAGCAUUCGCUUCCAAGACCUGACUAUCCGAAAACCCACUAACCGGAGAUUUUCCUCACCGUUUUGCCGACCGGUUUCUAGUUCAGCUAGUGCUCUCUUCCUUUUUAUCCUAUCUUCGAGAGACAUAUCAGGUCUAACUCGGAUGUCGGAAUUGUCGUGACAACGAGCGCUACUUAACAGGAGAUCCCGUUGCUUCUCCGAUCCUAGGAUUACCUUAAGGAGUCUGCAUGGUUGGGGUUCAACAUUGUCCUCAGUCCUCUUGCCUAUUUUAACCAGCUUUUUUUACCUGAACUCCUUUAGAGUUAUCUGGUAAGAUACUAUGAAUAUACUACUAAUAUCUUCAAUCAUUCAUUAAACUUAUCCGUAACGAUGGAGCCAUUAGACGUACAAGGAAUUAAGAGGCCAGGUACAAAAUCACUGACCUAGAUUUGAACAAAUUAAAUGAAAUAAGAACCUUUCCCUAGAGUUUACUUUCACCAUCUUAUCUGUUUUAAAAUGGUAUGUAGCUUAGUAAAGUUGGUAUUGUAAUCUAUGGUUGGAGACUGAGUGACAUAGCUCAUAAUCGAUAAUAAUGGUGUCGGUGUAUACAUUCUUUGUCUGCCCUUAAACCAUGAGAUUAAAAUUGCUUUAUUUCUACGAACUAAUUCUUUCUUAUUGUAUUAUAUUCUUCUAUACAAUCCUUCUUUUAUGUAUUACUGCCAUUGAAGUGACUACUAUGAAUUUUGUGUUCAUCUUGUUGUGCUAAUGAAGUUAGGCAAAUUGAACCGAUGCAUGUACGUGCCUGGUCCUACGUUGCAACUGACUGAUUUAGGGAUGAAAAUAAUAUAACGACAAGUAAUUAUCAAGUUCAAAUUGUUAUAGACGGAAUAGAAGGAGCAUUUGCUUAAAGAGCCUUUAUGUCUAAUAGUAUGUAAUCGAUGCUUCGAAGUAGGGACUUAGUUGUAUAAAACAAGCAGAAGAGAAGUGUUUGCAAUUUUGUGUGAUAUACUGUCCGAACUCUUUAGUAAUAUGGAAUGUUUUCCUUUGAAGGACUCUUAGAAAGUUUCUUAACCACCCCGGUUGUCAGGGAAUUCCAAGUCUUGACUACUCAUGAAGAUUAAACUCUUAAAAUGCUGUAGGUUGUCAGAAAAUCGCCUCUAAGUUCCCCUUACUCGAAUAACCAGAGAUCCAUUAAGUUAAGGCGUUCCUCAUAAAGUUUGAGGUUCAGCUCCUAAGCUGCGAUUUAGUGCUAUGCUGAUUACUUAGCUAUCACCUAUUCUAGUCUGUCAACAGUGACUGGAUAACUAUCUGGUUAAACUUACUCAUACGAUAUGGUCUACCCUAUCAAAAAACUUUGAGAAAUCAAAACUUUUUAAUGACCCUCCUCAAAACUAUUCGUUUGGUGUGAAAAGAAUUUUAUGGAAUGGACUGCGAUUUCUUGAACCAUAUCGUAUUCAGACUCAAGAUUUGUUUAUUUAACAAUCUGAAUUACAUUUCACUAUUUCUUGUUCAAGAUAUCGUCUGGAGAUAGUUAUAACGCUCUUAGGUACAUAUAAGUGUUUAUACUGAAAAAUCACUAGCUGGUUAUCAGAAAAAGUAAGGACUUCAACUCUAGAUUUUUAUGAUUAAAAUGUGAGCCUAGUUUUUGCGUCACAAAAAUUCCCAACUUAUAUCCAUAAAUUCAAUAUAGAUAGACUUUUAUUUAAGCAGGGGACGCUUGAAUAAAGACAUUUUAAAAGAUAUGGAUAUGAUUAUUAUUUUUGUAUUUAGACCACUCAUUUUGUUUAAUAUCACUUGAAAAAUAACAUUUGAUUCAAUAGAGUUUACAAACGUUUUCUUCCUGGUUUAGCUCUGUGAUCUUAGAGGGUUGAUUUGUGAUGUGCUACUCAUGUCGACAGAUAUAAGUAGUAUGUAUCAUCAAUCGAAAGUGAAAUACCUGGCAGUAGAAGGUUAAUAAGACUGAAGAAAAGAGAACGAGUACAAAGAAUGAUUGGUGUGCGAACGAAAUAACAGUGAAGUCUGAGACGAUUGAUUGACAUUUUGCAAAUAAACAAUUUACUGUAUGGUUCUCAAAUUUUACUAAGAUGUCCUGUAAUUUUGUAUUCAAACACAUUCGACUGUCUCCACUUUUGUUCUCGUUCACUACAGGUGUACUGCUUUUUUAUAGGACAUGCUUUCUUACAGGAUUGACUCUUCAAGAGCAAUACCCAACACGCAGUUACUACUCACGGACAUUUUUCCUCGAUUGCAAAAAUCGUAGUCUGAGAACUAACAGUAAAUAGUUAUUUUGUAUAUCGGAAAUAAUUCCCUAGUUUAUCUGAUGCUUAUUUAACCAAGCACAGUAGAAAAUUAAUUUACGCAACUAAACGCAUCAAUUUUUGAACUUCUGAUCGCAAAUAAUGUAAUUUGUGUCACAUCUAUAUUCUAUAUAUUAUGCGUUCAUCCUUCAGUUGAUUCAUCUAAAAAGUAAGGCCAAAAAUAAUGUCAGAUGACAGUGAUGCCUUUGCUAGUGCAGACGAAAGCAUCCAUGUUAGUGUUGAAGCGAACAACCCAGUGAAAAAUCAUCUACAGUCUAAUUUUAAAGAAAACGUCGAUAAUCACGACUAUAGUAAUCCAAAUAUUUUAUCUAAGCAACUUGCAAAUCUAGCGUCAUCGACAAAAAAGUCAAAUGUAGUUGAAUCAAGAAAGAAAACUGCCAAACAAACGAAAUUACAAUCUGUGCCCAAAAAGUUUCAAAAAGUAAGCUGAAAGUUUUUGUUUUUAUUUUAAUAGAAUAUAUGGUGUCUAGAUAAUGAACACUUUGGAAUUGAAAAGUUUUCUAUUAGUCUGUAUCUUUGUUUAUCUCACGUAAACAGAUGUAUUCGAAUAAUAAAAUUGAAUAGGGUCAGCUUUUUUGUGGAAGAUUUGGAGCCACACUGUAAUGUUAAUAAUCAUUCGCCAACAUCUUUUCACCAUAACAGUUAUCCAACUGUUAUCAGGAAAUCGUAACACUUGAUUGUCAUCCAUUAAGUGUAGUAUCUUUGUUCUAUUUUGCAUGACUCUUUGGCAAUGUAGUUGACUGUCAAACUGUCAUUGUGGUUUACAUAUUAGGGCAUAGUUCAUAAGUUAUUACUUUGAUUUGCAAAUUUUUAAUGAUUGAUCAACAUUUUUAUGAAAAUCAUCGGUUUUUUACGUUAACCGGUUAUUGCAAGUUUUGAAAGUACUUUUUUUUAUGGGAGUCCAGGUUAAUGAAACACCGUUGAAUAUCAACUCAAAGAAAAAUCUUGGAGAAGUCAAAUCUGUCGGGCUUAGCGCUAAUAAAAAUGAAAAACAUGACCAACAACUUUCAUCUUUCCGUCCUUCCAAAAAGUUUGAGGGACCAGUAAAAUGUGUAAAAUCUAAAAUGGAGAGAGUAGGUUCAAAUGAAGGGAAAAAUUUCGUAGCUAAACGAAGUGAUUUUCCGAUAAGUAAUAAAGAGGAACAAGUUAUUAAUGAUGACAUCAAUAAAUGUUCCAAAGUGAACGAAUUCAUAACUGAACGACUCCCUGUAAUAGCAGAUAUUGUAAAUCCCAUCACAUCACUUCAACUUCACUCUGAAACAUAUAAACUUUCGACAGUUAAAUCUUCAACAGAAGUAGAUUUCACAACUUCAGUUACUCCAAACAUCCCACGUGGUCAGGGUAAUGAGAUGAGUUCACCUGUUUUGCUAGGGGAUGUAAUAAAAAGAAAUCCGUCAUAUGACGAAGUACUAAAACGAAGAGUUGAAGUACAAUCUGGAGAGGAAAGCGAAAGGAAAGUAAUAUUAGAUACAUGGAACAGUGUUUGGAAUAUAUCGUGGACUAAUGACGAUGACAAUGAAGAGGAAGAUAACGACAAUGAACAGAGUGGUGGCUGGGAAGUAGACUUUCUGGAGGAAUCAGGCGAUAUAUCUGAAUCACAGUCAAGCAACAUAAAUUACUCAAUGUUUAAAAAUUCGAAGAGUCUUAACUCAACUAACAAUUCUUCAUGUGGUAGCCAGAUUUCGUCAAACAUAGAAAAGCGGGAUGUAGAACAAAAGACAAGUAGCAGCAAUUUUUCAUGGGGUUGGAGUGGUCUAUCUUCAUUCGGUCAACAAUUGACCUCUUCACUACAAGCAACUAGUUUAAAUUUAGUACAAGGAGGUGUCGAUGUUCUGGAACUGAUCGGACGUAAAACGAUGUCUGUAUUGGCUGAAAAUGAUCCUGGUUUCAACUAUACCAAAAAGUUUUUGCGUCCACCAAACGCUAUUAAUAAUUGUCCAAAUCUUUCUAAGUUGCUACGUGAAGCUUAUGAAUUGCAUACAUCUACCGAAUCAAGUAAUCAAAAACCCAACAUACAAAAAUGCAGUGAUUUCACUUAUCAACUAGAGUGUUCUCGUGCAUUACUUCAUUUAGAAUCAUUGGAAUUAGUUAGUGAACAAGCCAGUAAUCAGUUACACACUCGUUUAGAUUCUUUAUCAGUGGAUACUACUGAUAAUGAUAAUCUACUUGAAGCAAUAUGGACUAAUUUAAAUUUGGAUGAAGUAGAAAAUGGUGAUAAUGAUGACGAAUACGAUGUGGAUAAUCAUGAUCGCAGCACUGCUGCCAACAGGAUUUCUCCAACAUAUAAUUCAUAUGCAUCGAUAAUGAAGAAAUUCAAAACUAAACUCCCUAACGAUUAUAAUCUUGUCAAAGAUGAUAAAUCUGAUCAAGCAUUGCCAGAGAAUUUAAGUAGUCGAACUGUUCAAUUAUGGUGCAAAAUAACUGAAACAUCUGAUUGUUUAAACUCAAUUUAUCCAAAUGGACGAUUUUUAGAAGCUAUAACUAAUGUUUGGAAAAUGUGCGACUUCGAUAAGUCUGAAAAGUUAUCGACUGAAGAAAUUUACUUUCAAUCCAUUUCUUCAUUGGCACAAUUCACUUCGGCCUAUUUAGAAUAUUUACAUAAAUUCUCUGAGUGUAUUUUAGUUCACGUACAUAAGACUGAUAUAGAUUUUGUAGAAUUAUCACAAAUCUUAGCUUGCUUCUUCCGAAUCUCUGUUGAAGCUCUAGUUUGCCUUUCUCAAGAAUUCAUUAGAAAUAUAAAAAGUUUACAUGCGAAAAAGUCAACAGAAGUAUUUGAACAAGAAGGGUCAAAUUCUAACGUUGCUACCACUAUCACGACCCAAUUAUCAAAAAGUCAAUACAUUUUAAAUUUAUUGUUAGAAUGUAGUAAUGCACAAAAUUAUUUAAAAAAUGCAUCAAAUCUUUUAAUACCUGUUCUUCAAUUAGCUUGUUUAAAUCUUAAGUACCCAUCUAUUUUGCUCACACAAAAAACUAAGGACAAAGAAUAACUAUGUUUCAUUUAAUCGUUUCUCCACUUCCGAUGAUUCCCUUUUAUGUUUUGUGUGUGAAACGGUUUGUCUUUUUUAACACAGAAAAAUAAUUCUGUCAGUAUUUCGUGAUGAGAAACCAAUAAAUAACUAUUUAAUUACUG
Molecule: messenger RNA, 6179 nt
Organism: Schistosoma margrebowiei
Lineage: Eukaryota; Metazoa; Platyhelminthes; Trematoda; Strigeidida; Schistosomatidae
Source: the annotation of a GenBank genome assembly